Molecule: messenger RNA, 2268 nt
Organism: Notodromas monacha
Lineage: Eukaryota; Metazoa; Arthropoda; Ostracoda; Podocopida; Cyprididae
Source: the annotation of a GenBank genome assembly
GGAAACUGUGGACUCAAAUGGCUUCUUAUCCCUUAAUUCAUAUAUAUGACGCACUUCUGUUCGAUGAAUCUUGCUAAGGUUCCCUUGCGGAUAUUUCGCAAGGCUCUAAUAAUAAACAACGAUGUGACAUAAAAGACCGCGGCGCUUUAACUCUCGAAAAUUUCGAGCUUCCAUACAAAUACACGUAAUAUAUACGGUAAUUGUGCAAACUUUCAGCGCUUUAUUCGAGAUUGAAAUGAGAAGAAGCGUUUACUGAUGAGCGUGGUUCCGGAACAACGCGUUGAUUGUCGACAGACGAUCGCAUUGGGAGCUAAUCCCGCGGAGUUCCCGUACAUUUCGGCCAUGUCUAGACGGUUUCUGUACUUCCGUCGACGUGGAAACAGGAUGUUCACUCCGAUGCAAAUCAUUGUGACAGUGACGAUUUUCUUUUGCUUCCUCACGUUUUUGGCGGUGCAUCGGAUUUGGCAUGUUGAACGCACUCUGUUUCACGAGGAUCAAGUGCGAGCGUAUUUUACUUCAGAGCCAGUGAAGAAAAUUUGGGUACGGUUUGAUGCGCCUAGUCCGCCGAAAAUUUCCCAGUUGGGCAAUUUGCUGUCACAUUUCCGACAAUUCGGCGCUGACGGGAUAAUAGUUGACAUUCAAAGCAGUUUGGAGGACCUGUCCAGUGUCGAGCAGGAUUUCGAUCGUGCUGACGUGAAUAAUAAAGCGUCCGGUGGUGGCCAGAAAAUCGGCAUCGACGGGGACCAAGAUGGCGUCAGUUCUGAACUGACGGAUUUCUUCUACGCGGCGACAGAAGCGGAUUUUUCGGUCAUUCCCAUGACCCCUGAUCCAAAAUCCUCCUUGUUCUACCUCGGUGACAAAAUAACCGAACCCGUCAACUUGACCAGUUCCCUAGGCGCAUCUCACUCCCUCUCGGAUCCGUGUCACACCAAAUGCCUAAAAAAGCUCGUCAGAUACUUUGAUCAGCUUUUCGAAUUCUUCACUUUGCACGAGAUCACUGCCCCAAGCAAAUUACUCAUCACAGAGCCCUGCAUCUCGUUCGUCACUUUAUGCGUGCAAAGUUGUCGUCGGGCUCCGGCGACCGUGCAAAACCCCGUGGCUCCUCUGCUCUGGAACGAAUACGUGAAACUAUUUGAACUGAUUUCUGAAGUUUUGUGGAGGCGAUCGCGGGUUGAAGCAAUCUUGGACGGACUUUACUUCGAGUCUCUAGUGACCCCGAACGAUUUGAGUGCUUUUUCGCGCGGAAAACUUGCCAAAAUUGAAUUUUUGCUGGGGUUUUUGGACCGAUACGCGGGCUUCUAUGAAGACUCGACGCGAGAUCCGUCAACUAAGAUUGCGAAAGCUGUGCGUUCUUCGCAUCCUCUGUUAUUUGCGGAGUUGGAUCUGCCUUUGACCGAGGACCAAUGGUGCAAAGCGGAAUUCGUAAAUGCGAACGCUUUGGCGGAUUGCGCCACACAUUUUUCCGAGUUUGGGCUUGACAAACUUUUGGCACGACGGGAAUUAGUCUGGAAACUUAGGGAAACCACGGUGUGGAAAGGUUUUGUUGUUAGAGUUCACGGAGGGCCUUUCGGAAUAUUGCCCUUUUCUGUGCCUUCGGCUCUGGCUGGCCUCGCUGCUGUCAAGUCGGGAAUGUCGAGAGACGGAGUCAGAGAAACCAUUGCCUUGGAGAAAGUUGCUUGUAAUUUCCUUUUGGAAAAUCCGCAAGAGACAAUAAAACAUCUGGAGAGGAAGGGUUCUCAUUUGCCAAAAAAGCCGCGAGCUUGUCAUCCGUUUCACGGGACUCAAACAAUCGCGGAUUUCACUCAGGCCAUUCGGCUGAUCAAAUCUCACGAGGUGUCUUGUGUUCGCGGAACUGCAAGUCGUGGUGUCACGCACGGAUUAUUUUUCAAUGCUCGGAAUUCCGAGGCAGUUUGCGCAGAUUUAUCCUUGCAAACGUGCCGAAUGGAACAGGCAGUUUCGCGAGACUUAAAGAAAUGGCACGAACGCGCAGUAGUGGAAAACUGGGCAGCGUUUGCGUUCAAAGUGGCUACGAUCAAAUGUCCGCUCGUGUUUGUAGAUUGAGUGCGAUGACUUUCUUAUUUCAAAAGAGUUUAUCCCCGUCAAUUUUCGUUUCUUGCGUUUUUCUUUCGUCUUUUGUCAUUUCAAGCGAUUUUCGAAUGUGAUUCGGACGCUUUUGAUAGUACAGUACUUAUAAACCCACAUACUGUAUAUUUAUAUGCGUGAUACACGUACUUUCUGAAGGAUAAUAGAUAAUUCCCAAAAGACGAA